Messenger RNA from Lates calcarifer (barramundi perch), 4401 nucleotides. Its product is annotated as NACHT, LRR and PYD domains-containing protein 3-like. Bases 142 to 3489 code for a protein of 1115 amino acids. The record is from RefSeq and is a predicted model, not a curated record. Gene Ontology annotation, molecular function: protein binding. The transcript has 11 exons. Lineage: Eukaryota; Metazoa; Chordata; Actinopteri; Centropomidae.
CUGACGCGCGCGCGCUCACAGUAUCUGAGCCUCUUUAGUUUAGUUUCUCUUUUACCGAGCAUCUUGUCGCAGAUCAUUUUCUCCAUCUGAAGGUGAAGGUAGAAAGUGUGUGUGAGCUGAUGUGGAUGUGAAUGGAGCAGCAUGAAUCAGAGUGAGGACAGAGAGGAGGGAGUCCCUCCCUCUAAAACCACUCUGUGUGGGGAACAUGAGAGCCAGACCAAAGCUCAGAGCCCAAAGAAUCAGAGACCAGACUUUGCUAAACCUGGACCUGGACCUGGACCCAGCUGUUUGUCCAUGAAGAGCGACUGGUCAAUGGAUCGUCCUCAUAACUUUAGAAAGUCUGUUGAUGGAAGUUUCAGGAUCCAGCAGCAGAGACCAGACUCUCCUGAACCCAGCUGUCUAUCUUUAAAGAGUGACAACUCAAAGGGCUUGGACGUUAACUUUAAAGGGCGACGUCCAUCAGCUGAUCAGAUAGUGGACCAGGAGAGCUCAGAGGUUCCCAGUGGUCAGUCUGCCCAGCAGCAUCAAACACACCUGGACUCCAUAUUUAUGCUGCUGGAGAAGAACAUCGUCACUUUUGUGAAGAAGGAGCUGAAGAAGAUGCAGAAGGUUCUGAGUCCAGAUUACCCAGAAUGCUUAGAGAGUCAGAGGGAGGAUGAGGAGGUGUUGGACGGUGAGGAUGAAGAGCAGAGGAGGAGCAGAGAGGAGUUUCUGAAGAUCACACUGAACUUCCUGAGGAGAAUGAAGCAGGAGGAGCUGGCUGACUGUCUGCAGAGCAGACACGCUGCUGCAGUUUGUCGACAUAAACUUAAAUCUAACCUGAAGGAGAAGUUCCAGUGUUUGUUUGAAGGGAUCUCUAAAGCAGGAAACCCAACCCUUCUGAAUCAGAUCUACACAGAGCUCUACAUCACAGAGGGAGGGACUGGAGAGGUCAAUGAUGAACAUGAGGUCAGACAGAUUGAAACAGCAUCCAGGAAACCAGACAGACCAGAAACAACCAUCAGACAAGAAGACAUCUUUAAAGCCUCACCUGGAAGAGAUGAACCAAUCAGAACAGUGAUGACAAAGGGAGUGGCUGGCAUUGGGAAAACAGUCUUAACACAGAAGUUCACUCUGGACUGGGCUGAAGACAAAGCCAACCAGGACAUACACUUCACAUUUCCAUUCACUUUCAGAGAGCUGAAUGUGCUGAAAGAGAAAAAGUUGAGCUUGGUGGAACUUGUUCAUCACUUCUUUACUGAAACCAAAGAAGCAGGAAUCUGCAGGUUUGAAGAGUUCCAGGUUGUGUUCAUCUUUGACGGUCUGGAUGAGUGUCGACUUCCUCUGGACUUCCACAACACUGAGAUCCUGACUGAUGUUACAGAGUCCACCUCAGUGGACGUGCUGCUGACAAACCUCAUCAGGGGGAAACUGCUUCCCUCUGCUCGCCUCUGGAUAACCACACGACCUGCAGCAGCCAAUCAGAUCCCUCCUGAGUGUGUUGACAUGGUGACAGAGGUCAGAGGGUUCACCAACCCACAGAAGGAGGAGUACUUCAGGAAGAGGUUCAGAGAUGAGGAUCAGGCCAGCAGGAUCAUCUCCCACAUCAAGACCUCACGAAGCCUCCACAUCAUGUGCCACAUCCCAGUCUUCUGCUGGAUCACUGCUACAGUUCUGGAGGAUGUGUUGAAAACCAGAGAGGGAGGAGAGCUGCCCAAGACCCUGACUGAGAUGUACAUCCACUUCCUGGUGGUUCAGUCCAAACUGAAGAAUGUCAAGUAUGAUGGAGGAUCUGGGACAGAUCCACACUGGAUUCCAAAGAGCAGGAAGAUGAUUGAGUCUCUGGGAAAACUGGCUUUUGAGCAGCUGCAGAAAGGAAACCUGAUCUUCUAUGAAUCAGACCUGACAGAGUGUGGCAUCGAUAUCAGAGCAGCCUCAGUGUACUCAGGAGUGUUCACACAGAUCUUUAAAGAGGAGAGAGGACUGUACCAGGACAAGGUGUUCUGCUUCGUCCAUCUGAGUGUUCAGGAGUUUCUGGCUGCUCUUCAUGUCCAUCUGACCUUCAUCAAGUCUGGAGUCAAUCUGCUGUCAGAAGAACAACCAACCUCCCUGUGGUCUAAACUGUUCAGAAACAAACCUGAACCAACACUUUUCUACCAGAGUGCUGUGGACAAGGCCUUACAGAGUCCAAAUGGACACCUGGACUUGUUCCUCCGCUUCCUCCUGGGCCUUUCACUGCAGACCAAUCAGACUCUCCUACGAGGUCUGCUGACACAGACAGGAAGUGGUUCAGAGACCAAUCAGGAAACAAUUCGGUACAUCAAGAAGAAGAUUGAAGAGACUCCCUCUGCAGAGAAAAGCAUCAACCUGUUCCACUGUCUGAAUGAACUGAAUGAUCGUUCUCUGGUAGAGGAGAUCCAACAGUCCCUGAGAUCAGGACGUCUCUCCACAGAUAAACUGUCUCCUGCUCAAUGGUCAGCUCUGAUCUUCAUCUUACUGUCAUCAGAAAAAGAUCUGGAUGUGUUUGACCUGAAGAAAUACUCUGCUUCAGAGGAGGCUCUUCUGAGGCUGCUGCCAGUGGUCAAAGCCUCUAACAAAGCUCUACUGAGUGACUGUAACCUCUCAGAGAGAAGCUGUGAAGCUCUGUCCUCACUUCUCAGCUCCCAGUCCUCUAGUCUGAGAGAUCUGGACCUGAGUAACAACAACCUGCAGGAUUCAGGAGUGAAGAUGUUGUCUGUUGGACUGGAGAGUCCACACUGUUCACUGGAGACUCUCAGACUGAGCGGCUGUAACCUCUCAGAGAGAAGCUGUGAAGCUCUGUCCUCAGUUCUCAGCUCCCAGUCCUCUAGUCUGAGAGAUCUGGACCUGAGUAACAACAACCUGCAGGAUUCAGGAGUGAAGAUGUUGUCUGUUGGACUGGAGAGUUCCCAAUAUCAGCUGAUCAGGGUGGAGCCUGGUGGAGUCCGAUGGUUGACACCAGGUCUGAAGAAGUAUUCCUGUCGACUCACAAUCGACACAAACACAGUGAACAGAUUCCUCAAACUGUCUGACAACAACAGGAAGGUGACACAUGUGAAGGAGGAUCAGUCAUAUCCUGAUCAUCCAGACAGAUUUGAUCUGUGGCCUCAGCUGCUGUGUAGAACUGGUCUGACUGGUCGCUGUUACUGGGAGGUCAAGUGGAGAGGAGUGGUUUUUAUAUCAGUGAGUUACAGAGGAAUCAGAAGGAAAGGAGACAGUGACUGUUUGUUUGGACUGAACGAUCAGUCCUGGACUCUGAGAUGUUCUGAUGAUGGUUUCUCUGUCUGGCACAAUAAGAGAGAAACAUCUAUCUCCUCCUCCUCUGUCUCUAACAGAGUAGCAGUGUAUGUGAACUGUCCUGCUGGCUCUCUGUCCUUCUACAGAGUCUCCUCUGACUCUCUGAUCCACCUCCACACCUUCAACACCACAUUCACUCAACCUCUGUAUCCUGGGUUUAGAGUCUGGCCUGGUUCCUCAGUGUCUCUGUGUUGAGUGUAGCAGAGAGAGUCUCCUCCUGUUAGAGAUCAGUCCAGUCCAGGAUCACAGCAGCUGAUGUUAUUUAGUACCAACCUGAUCUCUGGCUGGUUUUAACUGCAGAGUGUAAACCCAACAUGUUUUCAUUGAUUGACAGUUUGACUGUAAAAUGAAUCAAAUGAACAGAGUCCAGUUGUUGUUGUUUUCUGACAGUAAAUGACUGGGAGGUUGAAAUCUCUUUCACUUGACGUCCAUCUUGUUUUUCAUCUUUAAAUGAUAGUGUGACGUCCUUAUGUGCUCCAUAUCUGGACUCUACUGUAAAUACAAAGAUACACACUGGUUUGUCGAGUGCAAACAAUACAUGGACCCAGGAAUAAAAACUACACAGAGCAGCUUUAGUUGUGCCAUAAAAGCUACUGUGAUUCAGAUGGAGCUGUUGAGAAAAUUAAAGUGAAGAAAAGAACAAACCCGGAGGAAAACCUUCCCAGUUCCACACUCACCUGUCCUGUUGUCCCGCCUCUGGAGAGCUGGGAUUGGACGGCAGCUCUGACUUCACCUCCAGUGUCGGCUGGCAGCUGUCGAAGCUCCUCUGCUCACUGAGGAGACUGAUGGAUUCGCAGAAUAAAGAGAAACGUGUUCAACAAUGUCAAGAAGGGUUGAGAUCUCAGAACCUCUGUUACCUACACCAACAGACUGAGAUCAAAAUCUCCAUGUAAAACAUUAACACAGAGUUAUAAUUUAUGAUUUUGCUGUGAUAAUUUAUACUACAUACACUUUUUAAGAGUAAAAAAGAGAAAUCUGAUCAUAAGGUUCUUUGUUGAGUUUUCCAGGAAAGAGGAAGGACUCUCUCCAAAAGGCUUUGUAGUGAGCCAACCAGCCUCAGCUCUUUACCAUGUUUGUAACUUCAAUAAAUAUUCAAAGUUAAAGUUG